UGUCUGAGCCGGUGAAGUGUGAAGAAUGUGGGAAAAUAAAAAACAUAAGCAACGUCAUAAACCAAAAACUUUUCUUUGUCAGGCCUGCCCAAAAACAUUUAAGGAGUCAUGUGCCCUAAAAAAUCAUGAGCUCAUUCACAAUGAGAAUCGGGAAAGAUUUCCGUGCGACAUCUGUAACCAAAGCUUUUUAACUCCGUAUACAUACAAAAAACACAGGCUAACGCACGAAACCAACCGCAAACCAAUAUAUCAAUGUGCUCAGUGUGAAAAAUCAUUUGUUCAUAAAAAUGGUCUAACAAUCCACGAGCUCCAUCACAAGGGAGCUACCAUAGAAUGCCAAGUUUGUCAAAAACGUUAUGUGCGGCAAAUAGACCUAGAUGUUCAUUUACGCACUCAUUCUGGAGAAUCGCCAUUUGUGUGUCACUUUUGUGGAAAAUCUUUCAUCCACAAACGUAUUUUAAAUAGGCACAUGCAGUACCAUGGAUACCAAGUAGGUAUCGAAACAACGAUUCGAGUAAACAAUUGAAACAAAAGUAUCGAGUACAUACUCGUAU
Molecule: messenger RNA, 554 nt
Organism: Rhagoletis pomonella (apple maggot)
Lineage: Eukaryota; Metazoa; Arthropoda; Insecta; Diptera; Tephritidae
Product: zinc finger protein 32-like
Exons: 2
Coding region: 26-526 (166 amino acids)
Biological process (GO): regulation of transcription by RNA polymerase II
Cellular component (GO): nucleus
Molecular function (GO): DNA-binding transcription factor activity, RNA polymerase II-specific; RNA polymerase II cis-regulatory region sequence-specific DNA binding
Source: RefSeq, a predicted model, not a curated record